ACUUUUUUCGACCAAUUAAUUUCAUCCUUAAUUUGUACAUUAAUGCUUCAUCUUUCCUAUUAAAUGUAGAGAAAUAUAACAAUAAUAAGCUCAUCACAAAAGCAUGGAAAUGGUUAUGAAGAUGGAGAUAAAGGAGAAGACAAUGGUGAAGCCAGCAACAGAGACUCCACGGCACGUGCUAUGGACCUCUAAUUUGGACCAAAUGGUUCCGAAAUAUAUUCACAUCCCAACUAUUCAUUUUUAUAAGCCCUUAUCAUCAGCGACUGAUGAUAAGGGCUUUUUUGAUCCUGUCAAACUGAAAGAUGCCCUAAGUAAAGUCUUAGUCCCGUUUUAUCCUGUGGCCGGUCGCUUAGUGGAUUCCUCCAACCCUAAUGGCUAUCGUAUUGAGAUCGAUUGUAAUGGUGAGGGUGUCCUCUUUGUGGUGGCUCAAACCAACUCUAUGGUUGAUGAUUUUGGUGACUUUAAGCCUUCACCAAAGCUUAGGGCUUUGGUUCCCAUUGUUGAAUACUCUAUUGAUAUUUCUUCACAUCCCCUUUUGCUUUUACAGGUCACAUACUUCAAAUGUGGAGGAGUAUCACUUGGUGUUGCCAUGGACCACCAUGUGGUAGAUGGUAUAUCAGCCGUUCAUUUUCUAAAUUCAUGGUCUGAUAUUGCUCGUGGUGUUGAUCUCAAAUCUCCACCAUUUAUAGAUAGAACUAUGCUUUGUGCAAGAAACCCACCUAAACCUAUAUUUGAUCACAUUGAAUACAAACCCCCUCCCCCCAUGAUCGAAACUACUACUUCUUCUUGUGAGAGUCAAGUUGAUGUUGCUAUUUAUAAGUUGACCAAGGAACAACUCAAAACCCUAAAAGCCAAGUGUGUUAGUUAUAACAAUGAUGAUCAUACUAAUUUCGAUGACAAGAACAAACCUAGGUAUACAACAUAUGAGAUAUUGGCGGGACAUGUUUGGAGAUGUGUAUGCAAAGCUCGUAAACUUAGUAACGAUCAAGAGACUAAAUUGUACACUAUUGUUGAUGGAAGAUCGAGGCUGCAACCACCACUUCCCCCAGAUUUUCUUGGUAACGCAAUUUUCUCAGCCACGCCAAUAGUUAAAGCAGGAGAAUUACUCGAAUCGAAUGAUAAUAUAUGGUAUGCUGUGAACCAAAUUCAUAGUACUUUGAAGCGAAUAGAUGACUGUUAUUUGAGAUCAGCGCUGGAUUAUCUAGAACUUCAGCCUAAUUUAUCAGCUCUUAGUAGAGGGCCACAUACAUUUAGAAGCCCUAAUCUUGGGAUAACAAGUUGGAUUAGAUUACCCUUUUAUGAUCUUGAUUUUGGGUGGGGUAGACCAAUUUUUGUGGGACCUACUACAAUUCUCUUUGAUGGUUUAAUUUAUUUGCUAUCUAGUCCAUCUUAUGAUGAGGAUGGGAGUUUGUUAGUGGCGAUUGGUCUCCAACAUGAACACAUGAAAGCAUUUGAGAAGUUUUUAUAUGACAUAUAAUCAAUUCCAUCCAUUGAUGAUGAUGAGAAAGAAGUUUGAGUUUAUGUUGAUUUGAAGAGAUUUGAAUUUAUUAUGGGAAUUAAUUUUGUUUGGUAUUGGAUUUUAAUGUUUAAUAAAACUUCAUUUUUCAUAAAAAAAAAAA
Messenger RNA from Cannabis sativa, 1619 nucleotides. Its product is annotated as shikimate O-hydroxycinnamoyltransferase. The transcript has 2 exons. NCBI's taxonomy places the organism in Eukaryota, Viridiplantae, Streptophyta, Magnoliopsida, Rosales, Cannabaceae. Gene Ontology annotation, molecular function: acyltransferase activity, transferring groups other than amino-acyl groups. Bases 104 to 1477 code for a protein of 457 amino acids. The record is from RefSeq and is a predicted model, not a curated record.